CCGACGACGAGGAGAAGGAGGCCGAGGAGAAGAGUGGAAGCGUGGCGAGGGCAGCCCCGGAGGAGCCCACCCCGAGCGGACCCCCCGCCGCCUCAGCCGCCUCAGCGGGCCCCGGGCUGUCUCCGACCAGCCUCCCCCAGCUCCAUGAAUGGAAAUCGGCCCCGCAGGACCCGUUGGGGCACAGCCCCUGCUCAUGGUGCCAAGACGUCCUGGCUAUGGCACCAUGGGCAAACCCAUUAAACUGCUGGCCAAUUGCUUCCAAGUUGAAAUCCCAAAGAUUGACGUCUACCUCUAUGAGGUGGAUAUUAAACCAGAUAAGUGUCCUCGGAGGGUGAACAGGGAGGUGGUGGAUUCAAUGGUUCAGCAUUUUAAAGUAACAAUAUUCGGGGACCGCAGACCAGUUUAUGAUGGGAAAAGAAGCCUUUAUACAGCUAAUCCACUCCCUGUAGCAACUACUGGGGUGGAUUUAGACGUAACAUUGCCAGGAGAAGGUGGAAAAGAUCGCCCCUUCAAGGUGUCAAUAAAAUUUGUGUCUCGAGUGAGUUGGCACCUGCUCCAUGAAGUUUUGACAGGAAGGACCUUGCCCGAGCCUCUGGAACUAGACAAGCCAAUCAGCACGAACCCUGUUCAUGCCGUUGAUGUGGUGCUACGACAUCUUCCCUCCAUGAAAUAUACUCCUGUGGGUCGCUCCUUUUUCUCCGCUCCAGAAGGAUAUGAUCACCCUCUGGGAGGAGGCAGAGAGGUAUGGUUUGGAUUCCAUCAGUCUGUUCGGCCUGCCAUGUGGAAAAUGAUGCUUAAUAUUGAUGUUUCUGCCACUGCCUUCUACAAAGCACAACCUGUAAUUCAGUUCAUGUGUGAAGUUCUUGACAUUCAUAAUAUUGAUGAACAACCAAGACCUCUGACUGAUUCUCAUCGGGUAAAAUUCACCAAAGAGAUAAAGGGUCUGAAGGUUGAAGUGACUCAUUGUGGAACAAUGAGACGGAAAUAUCGUGUUUGUAAUGUAACAAGAAGACCCGCCAGUCAUCAAACCUUCCCUUUACAGUUAGAAAAUGGCCAGACUGUAGAGAGAACAGUAGCACAGUAUUUCAGAGAGAAGUACAACCUCCAGCUGAAAUAUCCUCAUCUUCCCUGUCUACAAGUGGGACAGGAGCAGAAACACACCUACCUGCCUCUAGAAGUGUGUAAUAUUGUGGCAGGGCAGCGAUGUAUCAAGAAGCUAACAGACAAUCAGACAUCCACCAUGAUCAAGGCAACAGCAAGAUCCGCCCCAGAUAGACAAGAGGAAAUUAGCAGAUUGGUAAGAAGUGCAAAUUACGAUGCGGACCCCUUUGUUCAAGAGUUUCAGUUUAAGGUUCGGGAUGAAAUGGCUCAUGUGACAGGGCGUGUACUUCCAGCUCCCAUGCUGCAGUAUGGAGGGCGGAAUCGAACAGUCGCCACCCCAAGCCAUGGAGUAUGGGACAUGCGAGGAAAGCAAUUCCAUACUGGUGUGGAAAUCAAGAUGUGGGCCAUUGCGUGUUUCGCGACCCAGAGGCAGUGUCGAGAAGAAAUACUGAAGGGUUUCACGGACCAGCUGCGCAAGAUCUCCAAGGACGCGGGAAUGCCCAUCCAGGGCCAGCCGUGCUUCUGCAAAUACGCCCAGGGUGCCGACAGCGUGGAGCCCAUGUUCCGUCACCUAAAGAACACCUAUUCGGGCCUCCAGCUCAUCAUCGUCAUCCUUCCGGGGAAAACCCCUGUCUACGCGGAGGUGAAACGUGUAGGCGACACACUGUUGGGGAUGGCGACUCAAUGUGUUCAAGUGAAGAACGUAAUCAAGACGUCUCCUCAAACCCUCUCAAACCUGUGCCUAAAGAUUAAUGUUAAAUUAGGAGGAAUCAAUAAUAUCCUUGUACCUCAUCAAAGACCGUCUGUGUUCCAGCAACCAGUGAUCUUUUUGGGAGCAGAUGUCACUCAUCCACCCGCUGGGGAUGGAAAGAAGCCUUCUAUUGCUGCUGUUGUAGGUAGUAUGGAUGCCCACCCAAGCAGAUACUGUGCCACAGUAAGGGUCCAGAGACCCCGGCAGGAGAUCAUCCAGGAUCUGGCCUCCAUGGUUCGCGAACUCCUCAUCCAGUUCUAUAAGUCGACAAGGUUCAAACCCACACGGAUCAUCUUCUAUCGGGAUGGCGUUUCCGAAGGGCAGUUCCGGCAGGUAUUGUAUUAUGAACUGCUGGCAAUUCGAGAGGCCUGCAUCAGUUUGGAGAAAGACUACCAACCCGGAAUAACUUAUAUAGUGGUGCAGAAACGACAUCACACUCGACUCUUUUGUGCCGACCGAACCGAAAGGGUGGGAAGGAGCGGCAAUAUCCCAGCUGGAACCACAGUAGAUACAGACAUUACUCACCCGUACGAGUUUGAUUUUUACCUCUGUAGCCAUGCUGGAAUACAGGGUACCAGCCGACCCUCGCACUAUCACGUUCUGUGGGAUGAUAACUGCUUUACAGCUGACGAACUUCAGCUGCUGACCUACCAGCUCUGCCACACAUAUGUGCGCUGCACACGAUCUGUUUCUAUACCCGCACCAGCGUAUUAUGCUCACCUCGUAGCAUUCAGAGCAAGGUACCAUCUUGUGGACAAAGAGCAUGACAGUGCUGAAGGAAGUCACGUUUCAGGACAGAGUAAUGGGCGAGACCCACAAGCUCUUGCCAAGGCCGUACAGAUUCACCAAGACACCUUACGCACGAUGUACUUCGCUUAAAAAAAAACAAAAAAACAAGCCUGAAUACACUUAAGGAAGAACUGAAAAACAAAUCCACAUACAACGUAUGUUUCCAGUGGGGUCAGUUUAGGGGGCAUGCCUCCAGCCAUGCAGAAUCCAACACUGUGCGGAGGCCAGGGGCUUAUCCUAAAUUGAUACGAGGAAGAUUGUUUACUUCAUCGAGGAACACAGCACUAUUAUGCAAUAUGAAACCAGCCAACUGCUUUUUUGUGCGGUCUCCUGUAGGAAGUAUCGCAGUCAUUUUAUUUGAUUAUUUUUAUUUCUUGUAGUUGAACCCUUUUAAUGCCUUUACCUCAAGUUGCUUGGCAGCACAACUAUCUUUGCAAAAAAAAAAAAAAGUAAAUUUAAAGAUGGUUUAAAAAAAAAACAACACACAACACCUAUAGGAACAAUCAACGAUUGUUGGUAAAAGUGUGCAAAAAAGUGCGCGGAUGAGUGUACCUGUUGUAUAAAAUGUGCAUGUAUGUAUUCCUAAAUAUACACAUGCAUACUUUAUGUACCUGUGUAUAUAUCUGUAUCUAAAGAGAUAAUGGAUAUAUACCUGUCUGUGUAUAUAUAUUUUUAUAACCCACUCCAUUAGAGAAUUAUCUCUUUAUUUUGCUCACUCUCCCGCUGGCUUGCCCCUUCUCUCUUCUGUCUUAAUUUCCCUCACUUGUUUUCCUCUUCCCGUUGUCGCCUCUUUCACUUCCAGACGCUAUCAGUGAUAUUCAAAUGUUCACAUAUCCCGUGCAUUUGAAUGUGCAGCAUGGCUAACUACAUAUUUUUUGCACUCCCUACUCCAUUGGGUUAGCCACCACUGUUUUAGUAUCUUUCUACACAGCUUGGAGCCCUCAACUCUAGAAAUUGCUCUUUUAGGGGGGAUAAAAGUGAUUUUUAUAUCUAUUUCCAUAUAUGAUUCUGUGAGUGUGUAUAUCUGUAUACAUAUAUCUGUAUAUGUAUAUAUAAAUUUACAGUUGCCAGUGAUGCAAAGUAGGCAUAUAAGCAGUAGCAGUUGAAACCGUCCUUUCUCAUUAGUAAAUUUACUAAAGCUGCUGUUUUACCUUGUCAGAAUUUGAAACGGUUUCUGUCUGACAAAUGGUGUGUACUGGGGAGCUUCGCGUAAGAACACAUUUUUUCUGUGUGUGAGUUUCACAUGAAAAUCUUUGGAAGCAUUUUCCGAGCAAAUAUUUAAAACAAUCAGAACUCUAGAGUUGAGCUCUCCAAAGUGGGGAGGUUUUUGGGUUUGGGUUCUUUUGUUUUUUUUGGGUUUUUUUUUUUUUUUUUUGCUAGUUUACUUGCUGCCGCUCACCUUAAUGUGAUUUUCAUAUAUAUUUUUAUAUAUAUGUGUGUGUGUAUAUACAAAUAUAUAUGUCUGUUUUGAAGUUUAGCUUCCUUUUCUUUUAUAUUUAUUAGAGUAAUAAUAAUGCUUUAAUUUAAUAAUUACAGACCAUAUUGGCAACAUCUUUUUGUUUUUAGAGAGGUAACCGAUGUUUAUUUUAAGGACUGACAACUUGUUUUUGCUAUCUUUUAGUGCAAUAAGCCGUUCUAAAGGAGAGCUGUGUCCGUUUAGCUGAACCGAAGCAGCACCUGUCCCACUGGCAAUGGGAGAACGGGCACCUCUAUGGUUUUAAGAGACCAAGUCAAAAAAAAAAAAAAAAAAGCCUUAAUUUCAAAAGGAAAGUUUUGUAAUCCACAAGGGGUCUAGAGGAUGCUCCUCUUUUAAAUCAAGGUGGCAGCGAAUGGUAAUGGAGUUGUCUGAGCUGCCCUGCUUUGAGCUUUAAGAUUAGAAAUGAGGCAAUGCUUCAGGCUAACAAAGGACCGUGAGCACUUCUGGUUUAGGAGACGCUGAACUUGUUUGAAGAUGGGAAGCUCUUGGGGCGGAAUUGGGUUUCCACGUGCCCGUUUUCAUUUAGCCGAAAGGAAUGGUGACAGCGUCUCAGCGAGUCGAUCGUUUGUUUCCAAAGCGUAUUUUGCUUAUUUAUUGUGCCACUUUCCUUUUAAAAUUAAGGUGUCGGUAACUUAAACCCUUCAUUUCACUUUACAGAACGCAUAGGAAGUGAGGGCUGGGAUAUUAAACAAGUUAAAUCACUGAAAUGUGAAAAUGAAAAGAAAAGUAAUGAACCUUAGUACAUUCAUUCCACUUUAAAAUGAACAGAGUACUUUAGGGCUGUCAGAGCGGAGCAUUUAUUCAGUAAUAACAGGGAGUCAGGGGAGCUUUGCACUUUGUAACUCAUGAAAACUGCAUUUUUGACGGUUUUAUUUGCACUGGUUCAAAGUCUGCUGCAGAUUGUUGAUCAUGGGCAUUGCUGUUAUCCCAGUCCUUAUGAAUCCCACCCGUUCUCCUCAUGAAAACCAAUGGGUUUAGCCGUUUUGUCUCUCUUCUCAUUUCCGCGAAAUCCACUAUAUUUGCCAAUUUACUGUAUUUUGAGCUUAAAAUCUGAGCCCGUUUUGCUCCAACAGGUGUGAAAUCCUUUGGCCCUCUUUUCUGCCGGAGAACCAAGAAAGUACUGUAUUUGUGCAUUUGUAUAUUGUAAGAAAUAUAUGUAGUGCUCUUCACAACACUGUGUCAAAGCGCUUCACGGAACAGGUGGUGUAUAGACAUUAUAUACCUAUAUAUUUUUCUCCCGUUUUCCCAGAAAAAUAUAUAUGGCAGAUAAAUUGGUUUUUAUUUUCUCUUCGUAGGAUUUGAAACUGCACUGGAUUUUUAGUCAGGAUAGCAGGCAGCACGGAGAGGGCGAGUAAGGAAAGCAGACGGUUGAAAUGGCCAAGUGGGAAGGGCUCCUUCCGUUCCCGACUCGCUUUCCUACGUAUCGGUGAUAGUUGCUCCCCCAUGACCUCUAGGUUCCUGGGUGAAGGGGUUGGCAUGAGAGGAGCUCUUCAUUUCAUCUUCUUUGCCCUCAAUCUCUCAGAAAAGAGCUGCUGGCAUUAGGGCCUUCCGUGCUCAAUCUGUUGGAAGCACAUUUCUAUUCUGGAAGUCGGGGAUUGGGGAUUUCUUUUUUCCCUACACGACCUUUGCCUUCUGAAUAAUUCCCUUACCAGGUGCUCUCGCCCUUCAUGCCGGUGCCGGCUCGAAACCCCUCACUCAAGGAGACUCCCGAAUCCAUAUGUUCAGUAAUAAGAACGACAAGGUAAUCUAUCAAGCACUGUGCUAAGCGUUGGGGUAGAUAGAAGAUGAUCAGAUCGGAUGCGGUUUCGGCCCCAGGGUCAAGAGGUGGGGAGAGUCGGGACCAUGCUGUCUAGCAUAGUAGUUGUCAUUCCGCUUUCCAAACAGGUAACGACUGUUGGAAACUUGGUGAAGAUGAAGCUUAGUGUUUUAAAUUGCUAGGCCAGGUAGCAAGUCUUGUUUGGAAACCUUGUUCAUUUACUGCAGCCCCUUGCGGGAGGCGUUCCUCAUCAUUGAGUUAAAAAAAAAAAAAAAAGUGCUUUUCAAUGUUAUCCCUUAGACCCUCCACACUUCCCUGGCCCACACUUGAUUACUAUUUUUUUAAAAUGCUUCUAAAUUUGCUGCUUUCAUCAAAAAUAUUUUUUAAUGCACUUUUCCACUGGAAAAGCAAUUUUUAAAAUGUCAGCUCCAAAGUGUAAUUGGUUUUCAGGGGAAGGGGAGUCGGGAGUGAAUAUAUAUACUUGGUUUAGCAAAUACGUCAAAAGUGCCGAUACACACAUUUGUAUUACAGUAUCAAGUUACUGGCAUUAAAGGCAACACAUUUAUAAUACUGUAGCUGCUAUAUUUAUUUAAACAGAGAUGGACAGUUGAUGCACUAGGGAAUGAGGAGAUGAGCAGGAAUCAUGGCUUAGUGUUGGAAAUGGUAUCUCUUCUUUUUUCUUUAUUUUUUUUUUUAAAUGAAAACUAGUGGGAUGAAAUAGCAAACGUAACAAAGGGUGCUGCCGUUUUAGCUGAUAUUAACUAUUCAGAGAUUCUUCCUUUGAUUUAAAGACCCGUGAAGACAUGCAUUUUUGCUGUUGGCCAAUUGGGAAAAAAGGUACCUCAUCAGCAGUGGGAGUUUGCAGUAUGUUUUCACAAGACUACAUGGGUUCUUUUUAUUUUUAUACUGGCUCUCCUUUAAAGAGAAGUCGCUUGAGAUUUUUAAAUGUACCUUUGUGAGAAUUUUCUUUAAGGCAAUACAGGGCAUCUCUUUCCCUUUCUGGGAGUUAUCUUGGAUGUAGUCAGGGAGGCAUGCCAGCCAGUGUGGAGAGUUUUACCUGAUCGGCUCAUCGUCACUUUCUAGAACGGGGUCGUCCCCCUACCUUCAGAGAAGCUCUCCCAUUUUUCUAAACUAAAAACCUCUUUUCUAUCUGUUGUCUCCCAUUUUUGUGACUAUUCUGUACGAGUCCCUGGUCUGCUGACACACAGAACUGUCUGGUCCACGCUAUGGAUCUGAAUGUCCCGACGGGAAUCAGAGGUGGUUAUUCUUAUUCUUAUUAUCAUUAUCAUUAUUAUUAUUAUUGUGGUAUUUAAGUGCUUAUUGUGUGUCAAGCACUGUCCUAAGCGCUGGCUAGUUAAAGUUAAUCAGAGGGGUUCGGAAGAGUGCGGCUUUUCUUGAAAGAGGAAAGGAGAAGGGAUGGCGGGCCUAGUCAUAAAAAUCCAAAGGAGCCGGUGUGGAGAACAUUAUUCCUAGAAACAGAGAAGGCAGGGAUUCCCUUUAAGAGCAAAUGGGAUCCAAAGGCGAUGGAUUUUUAUGUUGGUGUUCUCACUUGAGGCAAGGCUAGCCGGUCCAAUCUGAGAGAGACGGGGAAUGAGAGUGUUGGUAGGAGUUUUGUGUUAAACCUGGGAAUAACAUUUUGCCCACCAGCUAAACUGACAGCUCUGCACGGUUGCGUUGUUACUCAGGAUUCUAGACCGGUCUUAAACAUUUGCUUCAGCAACUCCUUUUUCUACUUCUUUGCUCUGGGCUACUUUGGCGGGAGAGCAGCGAGUUCCUGCCGAACCAUUCCAUUUUAAAAUGGGUCCCUGUGAGUUGUCAGUCAAGCUGCUUCAGGAUGUCACUGACCCUAUGUUUCUUUCAUUUUUGUUGUUGUGUUUUUUAAAAUAAUAACAUUUAUGGUAUUUGUUAAGCGUUUACUAUGUGCC
This is a messenger RNA of Tachyglossus aculeatus (Australian echidna), 7799 nucleotides long. It is a transcript of the gene AGO3, whose product is annotated as argonaute RISC catalytic component 3. The transcript is spliced from 19 exons. Gene Ontology annotation, biological process: regulation of stem cell proliferation; regulatory ncRNA-mediated gene silencing. The record is from RefSeq and is a predicted model, not a curated record. NCBI's taxonomy places the organism in Eukaryota, Metazoa, Chordata, Mammalia, Monotremata, Tachyglossidae. Gene Ontology annotation, molecular function: protein binding; RNA binding. The coding region runs from base 149 to 2731 and encodes 860 amino acids.